Messenger RNA from Cyprinus carpio (common carp), 1224 nucleotides. Its product is annotated as odd-skipped related transciption factor 2. Lineage: Eukaryota; Metazoa; Chordata; Actinopteri; Cypriniformes; Cyprinidae. The record is from RefSeq and is a predicted model, not a curated record. Gene Ontology annotation, biological process: embryo development; urogenital system development; regulation of transcription by RNA polymerase II. Gene Ontology annotation, cellular component: nucleus. Gene Ontology annotation, molecular function: RNA polymerase II transcription regulatory region sequence-specific DNA binding; DNA-binding transcription factor activity, RNA polymerase II-specific.
AAGAACUGCGGGAUCCGGAGGUCCAGAGCAGGUCCAGAGCAGGUCCAGAGCAGGUCCAGAGCAGGUCCGGACUCUCCCGCGCCACACUGUUGAGGCUGACACGCUUUAGCAUGUUUAAACUGUAGUUAUGAACUUGAGCUGAAGUUCCUCGCUCUGUGCGGAUUUACAGUAGAACUGCGACCUUUGGCAUUGUGGGAUCCCCGAGUUCGGUUCCGACAUGGGCAGUAAAGCUUUACCGGCCCCGAUCCCGCUGCACCCGGCCCUGCAGCUCAACUACUCGUUCCUGCAGACGCUCAACGCGUUCCCCGCGGCCGUGGAUCAUCUGUACGGCCUGAGCUCGGUCCAAACCAUGCAGAUGAAUCACUGGACUCUGGGCUACCCGCCCGUUCAGGGCCUCGUGGACCCGCGCUUUCCGUUCGCCGCGGCUCUUCCGUUCGCCGCGCACCUCUUCCACCCCAAACACGGAUCCGUGACGCGCGUCCCUCCCGCGCUGCACAAGGACAGACCCAGAUUCGACUUCGCGAACCUCGCGGUGGCGGCCACGCAGGAGGAUCCGCCCAAACCGGGCGAGCUGUCCAAACUGAGCGCGGAGCUGGCCAAACUGUCCCCGGACCGAAAGCCCUCGCGCGGGAGACUGCCGUCCAAAAGCAAAAAGGAAUUUAUCUGUAAGUUUUGCGGGAGACACUUCACCAAAUCCUACAAUCUACUGAUCCACGAGCGCACGCACACCGACGAGCGGCCCUACACCUGCGACAUCUGCCACAAAGCGUUCCGGAGACAAGACCACCUGCGAGACCACAGAUAUAUUCACUCCAAGGAGAAACCGUUCAAGUGUCAGGAGUGCGGGAAGGGAUUUUGUCAGUCGCGAACUUUGGCGGUUCAUAAAACGUUGCACUUGCAGGAAUCUCCUCACAAAUGCCCCACAUGCGGAAGAACCUUUAAUCAAAGAAGUAACCUGAAAACUCACCUUCUCACCCAUACAGACCUCAAGCCUUUCUCCUGCGGCCGCUGCGGGAAGGUGUUUCGGCGCAACUGCGACCUGCGACGCCACAGUUUGACACACACCCCACAGCAGGACUACUAACUAGUGAACUAACGAGUGCACACACGCAAACUCUGAUCUCGAGCCUCUGUUGCAGGCGGACUCGUGUUCGAUGGACACGCUUGCACCUAAACAGACUCUGUGAACUCAUGUAAAUAAAGUUUUUAUUGGUAUUUUUAUUA